AUGGUUGCAGUUGUGUAAUUUCUGCACCAAACAAUGUAUUUAAAUUUGUAGAUUAUUAAUAUACUAAAAAUAAGUUAAAAUCGAAAGAAAUGUUGGUUAUGGGGUUUCUGCAAUAAACAAUUCAAUUGUUCCAUUAAUUCCUCAUUAACCAGAUUAUGAUCUUCAUCUUUCUUGUCAAUUUCGGAUGUAGAACAAUCUGAACAUGCCCAUUUAAUUUGUUGUUUUUUUACUUUUUCAUAAAUGUUAUUUGAUUCAUCAAUACAUUUACAAUGAAACCACUGUAAACAAACCUUACAUAGAACUGCUUUACUGUUCUUAGAGACAUUUUUUAAACAUUUUCCACAGGAGUAUUUGGGUCCUUUCUUCAUCAUUACCACUAUAUUAUCUGUAACACAAAUAAUAUCCUGCUGUAUAACUAAACAACAGUCGGUAAGUGAAACAAAAACAAAAAAACUAAUUAUAAAAUUCCCUUAGAAUAUAUAGCAAUACCUAUAAUUUAUUAAAAAGCGGACAGCUUUUCAAUAAAUCAAUUCAUAAAUAAGUGUCAGUAAUCUUCAAAAUUGUCUUGUACAAAAAAAAAAAAAAAAAAAACUUUUAAAAAAUUAUUUAAAUGGUAGUAAAUUGCUAAAAGUUUAGCUAGAUUACUGAUAUUCGGUAUAAAAAUAAAAGUCCUCACUAGGAUUUGAACUGAUGAACUUCAGGUUGGGUGUCUACUACUCUAUCAGUUGUGCUAUCACUAGCUGAUAAGAAACUUGAGUCAGAUAGUAUCCUUCUCUUCCACCUGUUAGUUCAAGCAUGUGACAUUUCCUGUGAAGUAGUGUAGUUCUCAAUAAAUAAUAUUAUAGCAAGCCACAUUGAUUACUGUUUGUUUUUUGUCUUUCUUUAAUAUAGUAAUAAUUUGCCUCUAUGGUGCUGAGUACAUACAGUGAAAAUUACAGAAGUUCAAACAUGACCAAGCUGGCACCCAAGAUGGAAUAGAGAUGCUGAUGAUGCAAGAGUUAGCUGAGAGGGUAAACUUUUCUUGGACUUUUGUAGACCCUCAUGGGGAUUGGGGGAACAUGCUCCCUAAUAUGUCUUGGAUAGGAGGCGUGGCUGGAACUUUGGAAAGUGGAGAUGCCGAUUUAGGGUUUUGCAAUAUUUGGAAUAUUCUGCCUUAUUCAGUCCCAGUAGAUUUCGGCCCUCCAUGGAAUGUAGUUUAUCCAGGAUUUUUGGUCCCAAGACCGCACUUGGUCUAUGGCUACUGGAUUAUAAUGAUUCAGCUUUUUGAGAAGACAGUCUGGAUUAUUCUCUUGACAACGUUUGUUUCCAUUUCUUAUCUCUUGUGGAAAUCUAGAAGUCCUCCAAACAAUAAUAAUAUAUCAGGUGCAGUUGAAAGUUUCCUCAUAGUAUUUGGCAUGACAAUUGGUUGCACGUGUUAUAUUCCAUCAUCAGUGAAGAUCACCCGCCAGAUUAUAUCUUUCUGGUCUCUUCUGAGCUUUUUUGUCUCUGCUAUCUUCAGCAACACCAUCCUUUCCCGUCUGAUGGUCCCCUACCACACAUCCCCACUAGACAGUGUGAAAGACUUGGUGAAGAGUAACUUCCAGUGGGGUGAACCUGGGUUUGAAAAUAUAAGUGAAAGAGAAGUUUACUUCAAUCUGGAGGAUCCCUGGCAGAAAAAGUUUGAAAGCCGCUAUCAAGAGCUGACGAGAAACACUUCUAGAACAGCACUGCUCUCUGGGAAAUUUGCAUUUCCAGUGACUCGCCUAGGCCAUGACUAUGUCUUUGUGAACAUCGUUGGAGUGAACCAGACCAAGGAUUUUAGAGGAUUUAGGGUGAUGAAACAGCCCUUAAAUGAGUUCUAUGUAUCUCUAGUCUUCAGCAAGCAUUCACCAAUAUUGGAAAUCUGCAGAGAAAAACUCCAGAGGUUUUUCCAGGUGGGACUAGUAAACUACUGGAAGAAAGAUGUUAUUCUCCGUCAUGGCAAUGCGGACAUAGAGCAGCUGCUGUAUGAUUCUUCCACAGAAACUGUGGUAAAUUCAUUUGAACCUCUGACACUUAGUAACAACCUUGCUGCAUUCAGAAUCCUCCUAAGCGGUCUAAGUUUGGCAGUUCUAGUAUUUGCUUUUGAACUAUUAAGCAGUCCACAGACUUAAUG
Homalodisca vitripennis (glassy-winged sharpshooter) is the source of this 2134-nucleotide messenger RNA. RefSeq lists its product as uncharacterized. The transcript has 5 exons. Bases 981 to 2132 code for a protein of 383 amino acids. The record is from RefSeq and is a predicted model, not a curated record. Lineage: Eukaryota; Metazoa; Arthropoda; Insecta; Hemiptera; Cicadellidae.